Molecule: messenger RNA, 1520 nt
Organism: Mercurialis annua (annual mercury)
Lineage: Eukaryota; Viridiplantae; Streptophyta; Magnoliopsida; Malpighiales; Euphorbiaceae
Product: nuclear transcription factor Y subunit C-9-like
Exons: 2
Coding region: 442-1173 (243 amino acids)
Biological process (GO): regulation of DNA-templated transcription
Cellular component (GO): nucleus
Molecular function (GO): protein heterodimerization activity; DNA binding; DNA-binding transcription activator activity, RNA polymerase II-specific
Source: RefSeq, a predicted model, not a curated record
AAAUUAAUUGUUGUCAAAUGCUCAACGGGCUCCUUACACUAUAGUAACCAUGGACACACUGUCUGUGAUCGCAGGUUCACUUCAGAAUCAGAUCGGCCCUAUUUAGUAGUUCAAACUUCAAUUCACUUCACAGACUACACAGACUCUCUGUGUCCAUCCAUUACUAUUAUUGUAAUUUCAUGGAAAAGCAAGGGUAAACCGGCAAAUAAAAAAAAAGUCAAAUAAACAUCAGAAAGUUUCACGGUAGAGGAAGACGACGACUUAACCGGCGCUUUUCCUUUAUUUUCUUCCCUUUUAUCAUAUCUCCGAUUGUUAGUGGAGUAAUCACUCGGUUCUUUUCAUAAAUUCAGUUUUUUUGUUCCCUUUCAGAUACUUCAAGAACAUCAAGAAUUAAUCCAGCAGUUUACAGUUUUGCAUUUGAGUAAUUAUCUACACAUCGGCAUGGAUCAGCAAGGGCACGGCCAGCAUUCUUCAGGUGCGCCUCCAGCGCCGUACGGGAUGCAGCCGUAUCAACCUAACCAGAUGAUGGGACCUUCCGGCACAGGAUCACUUCAAUCGGCUGCAUCUCAAUCUCAGCUUGCUCAGCACCAACUAGCUUUUCAGCAUAUCCAUCAGCAGCAGGAGCAGCAAUUGCAGCAACAGCUUCAGAGCUUUUGGGCUAAUCAGUACCAAGAUAUUGAGCAGACUACUGAGUUUAAGAACCAUAGCUUGCCAUUGGCUAGGAUUAAAAAGAUCAUGAAGGCGGACGAAGAUGUGAGGAUGAUUUCGGCUGAAGCUCCGGUCAUAUUUGCUAGGGCUUGUGAAAUGUUUGUCCUGGAAUUGACAUUACGGUCGUGGAAUCACACGGAGGAAAACAAAAGGAGGACACUUCAGAAAAAUGACAUUGCUGCAGCUAUCACGAGGACUGAUAUUUUUGAUUUUCUCGUUGAUAUUGUACCCAGGGAGGAUUUGAAAGAUGAAGUAAUGGGAUCUGUUCCAACGGGGAACCUUCCAAUAGGAGGCCCAGCUGAAGCCAUGCCUUACUAUUAUAUGCAGGCUCAGCUCGCACAACAGGCUGCUGUCCCGGGUAUGACUGUGGGUAAGCCUGCCACAGAUCAAACUCUCUAUGGUCAUCAUUCUCACCCUUAUGCUGUGCAGCCAAUGUGGCCACAACAGCCACCUCCAGAUUCUUGAGCAAGCAAACCGUACGGUUGCCGAUGGUUCAAAAGCUGGAGCUUUAAAGCGGGCAAAUCAAUUUUACUGGUUGGAAGUUUGAAGUUAGAUGGUUAUCUAGUCUUUUCAUUGAUUUCACAGAUGUUUUGUUUAAUUUACAUAAUUGUUAGAUUUUCCUUAGGUAAUAUUAUCAUCAAUAUGGAUUUAGAUCUUGUAGAUAACUUGGAUUGAGGUUCAAUCCUUUUAUGUGGUAUUCCUGAUUUUGUAAAAGCAUCUGUGUAUCCCAGUCUUUUUAAGCCGAUCUAGGACAUGAUGCUGGCUGCACUCUGUAGAAUGAAAUAGCAUCUAUAGAUGACAAGAUUUAUCAA